AUGUCUUUCCCAUAUUCCCAGGAUGCUCGUCGGCGGCGGGUUGGAGCUGGUACCGGCUUCAGCUCCUCGGGGCGACGGACCGUCAUGGGGUAUUGGGUGCCACUGGCUUUGACGGUCGGCAUCGCAACAAUUGGCAUAGCUGCGUGGAUUUGGAGCGAACGCAGUGAUGAUGACGAUAAUAAUGACGAAGGCGAAUACCCCCUGGACGACUCGAGGGAUGACCGGUACCCCCCGCCGGGCGCGGAGGGCACUCCAGUCGGCAUUGACGGCGGAUAUGCCAGGUCGACCGGGGCAGAUAUUCAUGGUGACGAUGUUGGUAUGAUGGCUCGUAUGCAGGGUGCUUUGCGGCGCACACCGAGCCCUCAGCAGAUCUUCGAUGGGGCUAGUAGACGGGUCGCGGCCGGUAUGGCUGCGGCGGGCGCAUUCAUGGGCAGCGCUCUCACAUCAAUACGGGAGGAGGAUCGCGGUGACUUUGAGGAUCACUCGCGAUGGUCCGAAGAGGUUCGGUCGAGGGCUACUCAGGGAGAAGCUCAACCUGCCGCAGCAGCUCCGACGAUGAGCGGAGCGCUUCCCACUCGCAGCGCGGUGAGCGGCCCUCCUGCUCUCGACAAAAAGAAGAAGACGGUAGCGAUUGUGGUCUCCUCCGAGUUGGCAAGUCACGACCCUGACGACUUCACUGAGCACGCGUCUAUUCUUUCUCACCUCCCUGAACAUGUCGACUCUGAGGCCGCAAAGAUCUUCGUUCUUAUCUAUGCGCCAGGCCUGAAGCAUGCACCUAACCAGGGUGGCUCAUCCAAUCCUACUCUCUCCGUCACCUCAUCCUAUUCUAACAUCGCUCCUGAGGAGGCCAGGUCGCCUGGGGAAACACCUAGCGGCGACCUGUCCACUCUCGAACCUCGCCCAGCUGAUGAGCAGGAAGGCGCUUCACCAUUGUUCCGCACUUUAUACACGCAGGCGCAGGCCAUUGUCGACAAGGAGAACACCAUCAUGCCGUUUAGCACUGCGACGGGAUACGUGCACCUUGUGCGCCAUCUUUCACCCGACAUUGUCUACGUCCAGGAGUCCUUGACAGGCAAACAAGGCGAUGCGGUGCAACACAUUUCUGGCUGGGUCAGACAGGUCGUGGUGGUAGUUGGAGACGAAGGCGGCCGAGGCGGCCUAAUCGACAGUGAAGAUGAAUCGGUACUUGCCGAGAAGGGUGAGAAGUGGUGGCAGAAGGAGGGGAUGACGGGUAUUGGCAAGCGAAUUGACGUGGUCGAUGUCCAUCGCACUGGUGAAGACUGGCGACGAAGAGUGUCUGGCCACGACUGA
Messenger RNA from Aspergillus fischeri NRRL 181, 1311 nucleotides. RefSeq lists its product as uncharacterized. Bases 1 to 1311 code for a protein of 436 amino acids. Lineage: Eukaryota; Fungi; Ascomycota; Eurotiomycetes; Eurotiales; Aspergillaceae. The record is from RefSeq and is a predicted model, not a curated record. The transcript is spliced from 2 exons.